GAGGGCGAUAUAUCUAAACAUGGGCGCCGAAUUUCGGGAGACAAGAGUCCGUGUGUACUCUGUCGUCUUGAAAAUAAACUCAUAUAGCCUACAUAUCAGUUGUGUUUGAUCAUGAAAGUUCGAAAAAUGCCGUAAUUUUUUGCCAAAUCGUCUGAGAAGAAAGAUAACAAUGACUACACAGUGUGUUCAGGUGAAGUUGGAUCUUGGUCAUCGUGCAGCAUUCCGCAAGACACCAACGCCUGAGGGUUUCACGCAUGACUGGACGGUGUUUGUCCGUGGCCCAGAUGGCAAUAACAUCCAACAUUUCGUGGAAAAGGUCAUAUUCUUCUUACAUGAAAGCUUUACCAGGCCUAAACGAGUGGUGAGGGAACCUCCUUACUCAAUUACAGAGGUAGGCUAUGCUGGCUUCCACCUGCCAAUUGAGGUGCACUUCAAGAAUAAAGAGGAGCCGAAGAAGGUUGUCUUUGAGUAUGACAUGUUUCUCCAUCUUGAGAACUCGCCACCUGUCAAUCAUAUUAGGUACGAGAAGCUCACGUUCAGAAACCCGACCGAGGACUUCAGGAGGAAGCUGUUGAAGGGUGGCGGGGUUGGAAUCCUCCCUGAUGCACCAGACCUGAACCCUGGAACUUUUGAAACUACUACCACUACUUCAGAGGAGACCACCUCUUUCCCCGUUCACACCUUGGAGGUGCCCAAGGUGAAGGGCAAACCCCAUGCUGCUGCAAGUAACGCUCUUGCUGCAAAGAAAUCCAAAGAGAAAAAAGAAAGUUCAAGCAGAAGUCCGGUGGCCACAAAGCCAAGUAAAGGAAAAGAACCCAAGUCCAUUACACCGAAAGAAAGUAAACCUAAAGACCCUAACAAACAGAGUGUCAAACGUCAGAGUAGCACCUCCUCAGUGCCGGAGCAAGUCAAGAAGCGCAAGAAGAGUUCUUCUGGAUCCAAAAAUGGUGAAAAAAGCGAAAAGAUAAGUUCUAGCGAGAAAGUCAAAUUAAAGGAAAAAUCUCAAAAAGUUAAACAACCCAGAGUAAUAUCAAAUGAACCUUUAUUUAAACCAGAGGCUGUACUUGAACGCAAGAACAAAACAAAACCAGAACCAUUGAAGAAGGUACUGCCACCGUUUGAGGCAGAACUUAGCACUGAGGAGAUAGAGGACGUCCCCUCUCCAGGUUCCAGCACAAGUUUCUCGUCAUUUCCGAAUAAACAAAGCGGGGGCGCACUUAAUACGCUGAUGCAGGAAUUUAUGCAAGAAUCUGACAACGAAGAUCUAGACGAUAGUAGCGAAAUUGUCACUACACCCUUUCAAAGCGGACCUUAUAAGGCAGCGUUGUCUGAUGACAGUGACAAUGAAGAACCAGCACAACUGGAGUCCCCAGCACCAACGCCUCCACCGCCACCCCCAGUUGAGAAACCGAAGGUCGUUCAAAAGUCGAUUAAAAAGAAAGCAACUAAUGGUAAAAAGAGUAGAGUCAGUGAAAAGAAAGAACGGACUGACAUUAAAAAGGUCAAAACGGCUUCAAAUAAGAAGUCGGAUCUCGAUGAACUAACUCAUCUUCACCAAAGGUUGAUGAGUUUGCAGAACCGUGAACAUUUACAAAAAGUGGUUGACCUCAUCGAGGAGACUGGCCUCUUUCAAAUUACUACCUCAACCUUUGACUUUGAUUUGUGCUCACUUGAUAAAUCUACAAUACAGAAAUUACAGAAUUGCAUUGAAACACUUGUAAUGUGAAAAGAGGUGUAUUAUAGUCCCCAGUGGAUCAACUCAUAAUUUGUGUGCUAUAUGUGAGUUUUGUAAAUUAUUCAGUGCUAUAUACAACUGGCACAUGUGUCCAUGUAUUCAAGAAUUGUUGCUAUGUUUGUUUCAUCCUCCGCGCAGAGCAUGGUACUUUCUAUAACAAGAGGUCAUGGUUCUUGUUUCCAUUGAAUUGGUGGUAGCCGUAAUGCAGUAUUCGCGGUUUCAGCAGCUGAAAUGAAAGAAGAGAAUACAAACUUUCACUUCAUUUGCAUAUUUAUAUUUUCAAAUACCAUCUAAUUAUAUUACAAUCAAAUUUGUAGCUGUCUUUAAAUUAUUCAUUUAUUUGGUAAUUUGCGUAUAAAGUUAGGAUUAAUCAUUUCUAUAUUUUUUUAAAAUAAUGGAAUUUCUCCAAUUUUAAAUGCUUUAAUCCUAAAAAUACAAAUUGAUUGAUAAAUAUAAUUUUAAUUGGAUGAUUGCAUUUGUAAAUUCAGUUUAAAUUAUAUGGUCAUUGCUAGUUAAUAAUGCAAAAACAAUUCCUAGAAAUCUCAAUCAUUAUCAUAGUCACUGAUCUACCCCACAAUUCUUCACUCAGUUUUAGGCAUUGUGGGGAAGCCAGGUAAGUCUAAUUGCUGCAUUGAAUAUUAAUUUUAAUUAAGAUAAUGAUUAAUUAUUUUCCAACAGUAUUUAUAGAAAGUUGAUUUGCCAUUUUUGUGUGUUCUCAGCAUUGCCAAAAUUAGAUGUAAGUACAGCAUCUGGAAUGCUGGACUUUAUUUUUUAUUCAAUUUUAUAUUGGUUUUUAUUAAAUUUAAUACAUUUAUUUUCAACUAAAAUUUACCUGUGUUAAUUCGAAAAGGUGCCCUUUUCAAGGAAGCCGAAUUUAGAUAGGUUUUUAUAUAGUAUAGAUUUAUUGAACUGAACCUUGUAUUCAUAAUAUUUUGAUAAUUUUGAAGGUAGCUAGACCAUGGAUCAAAUUUGAAUACAGUCACUCCUGCUUGAGGAUCAAAUUUGAAUACAGUCACUCCUGCUUGAGGAUCAAAUUUGGUAGUCUUAUGCCACAUAUCUGUAACUUGAUUCAUGUCUUCACAGCCUUUUCAUUGGUUUGUUGUUGAGCUUCAUAGAGGGUCAAAUGCAUUGGGCUGAUUUGGGGUGGUGGCUCUGAUUGAGGGGCUGAUUGGGGGUGGUGGCGGUGCUCAUUAAGUGAGGGGGUGGUAGGUCGCAAAAUAUGGUAUGAAGUGGUUUUUAACUACUUGAACGUGAUGAUGGGGACUACUUGAACGUGAUGAUGGGGGAACAAGCUUUUGUGGGUGGGGGUGUGCACACCAACUAGGUACGCCACUGUGUAGUAUUACUGUAAAGUGGGAGGACUCGUGAAACUUUUAUCAUAGAGCAGCCAUCUUUUGGUUAAAGUUUAGACUGCACUCCAGUAUUCCUAUGGCAUAACAUUCAUCCUUGAUUUCAUAUUUUAAGUGCUUACAUUAAACUGUUCACUCUAGUGCUGGGUUUUGUAGGCCUAUUGAAACAUUCAUCACAGAAUGGCCAUUUUAACUUAUCUGAAGGUCAUUAUCCUGCUUCGUACUAAUUGGAUCAAAUGCAUUAUAUUAUAUUUCGCAUGAUUUGAAUUAGAACAGGUUGGUCCUUACUCGGAAUUAAAGACGGUGUCCUAUAUUAUGAAUAAAGUAUUCAUUCAAACAUCAGUCUAAUAUAGAAUGUACAAUAUAAUCAUCAUGAAUGCUUGCUCCUGUAUUUCCAUUACAAUUUAUACACUGACAUUGCAGAGUAUUUACUGAUGGGUUAGGUUCGAGUGUUUGGUGCAACUUUUGUUUGGAAUUUUCAGCUCUAUUCAUGUGACUGAUAAUGACAGUUAAGUUUUUUGUCAGGUUGUCAUAUAUUUCAAUUCUGUGAGUGACUUGUAAUCUGACAGGAUAAAAGCAAUUCUGUGAUGCUCUAUGAACUAAAUCUUGUUAUGAGGCUUAGGGAUUGCAGUAAAAAGGAUUUGAACCCAGGACCCUGAGAUCAAGCAUCUUAACCUGUGAGCUACAUUUAUGUUUUAUUGGUCACCAAAUCUAAGAAUUUCAUAUCUUUUAAAUCCCAUUUAUUCGGCAUUACAUUAAAAUUUACAGAAGUACAAAAAUAUAUCAAAAUACAAAAAUACAAUAGAGAAAAAUGUCAUAAAAAUUAAUAAAAACCACAAAUUCAAAAAAACAAACAAAAAGUUAUAAAAAUCAUCAAUAAUAAAUUUGAGUUACCUUGAACAUCAUAUACCACUUUAAAAAAAUUGAGGUUUCAGUAUUGUUUAAUAUUUUAAUUUUUCUUGCACUGAUUUUUCAGAUGGUCCAAAUAGCUUCUGUAAAGUUUGUUGGUUGUGUUUAAUUCUCUUGGCGUGGAAACAGACCAGCAGUUGUUUAGUGUUGGCUCAUGAAUAAUUCAUUGGCGAAAAGUAUUAUAUUACUGUAAGACAUUUGUUGUAAAUGUAAAAAGGAUGACAACAGGGAUGGUAACACUGAUUGGAUGUGUGCUGUAUUGGUAGACAGUAAUGUGGGUUGGUUUACAAAACAAUCUAUGAAGCAUGGAAAUGCACCUAUUUAUGCUGUAGAGUAUACACAUUUUGUUAUGGUCUUAAUGGCUACACAUGUUUAACAGGUAAUUGUUUUGUAUACAACAGGAGAUCAAUUUGGGGAGAAAAACACUUUGUCGGGUAGAAAAAAAAAAUAUAUGUAGUUUUUACAUACUAUAUUAGUAGAUUCUAAAAUUGAUUAAAUAAUCCUUUGAUAGCCCUAAAUUAUCAUAGUUUCUAGCAGCCACAUCCCUGGAUCACUUCUGAGAGAGUCCACCCUUAUUUAUGGAAGUGUAUGAAUAUUAGUCUGAGAAACACAAAUUUCUAUUACACACAUUUGUUUCUAAAUUGAAAUUAAUUAUUGUUGAGAUUGGAAAAUGAGAGUUAAAUACAGGCUGUGACUAUUCAAAUCAAAUAUUAAAAUGAUUUUUGCUGUCAAAUCUAAAUUGGGGGGGGGGGAGCCCUCUUAAAAGUUGAAAUCAGCUGUUGUAGAAAUAACACCCUCAUAAGGAUGUCUGUGGAUCCAUUGCUGCCUUGUGAUGGAUACUGUAUGUGUUUAAUAAUGCUACUUACCUUUGGAAUGGUUGAAAUACAAAUAGCCCCUUGUAAAUUUUUAAUUUAUUUUACUGCCAUUUUGAUAAUAAAUUUUAUGUACUGCCUUUUGUGGAAAAUUUUAUUUUUAAGAGAUUUCAGUAUUUAAAGUGUUGUUUGAACCUGUUCCCUGUUUGAUAUAGUGGAGAAAUAAAUAGAAAUAUUAAAAUGUCAGGUAUUAUAGAAUUUUUUACCCAUAUCUAAUUUUUGCCUAUAUUUAUAUAAAGAAUAAACUUAUUUACAUUUUUUCUGUUCUUUGAAACAUUGGUAUAGAAAUUGAAAUUUUUAUUAUCUUCACUGUAUUAUUUUAAAAUAAAUGCAAUUAAUCUAAAUGAAUUAAAUUUAUUAAUUUUUUUUUUACUUAGAAAGUUUAUUCAUCUGGGAAUAAAAUUGUGAAUUUUAAAAAAUGAAUUUGUUGGGCAAAGUUUUAAAAUAAAUAAUGUGAGCGGUCCUUUCAAGUUGCCUUGGUUUCAUCCUGCAUCCAACGUGGCUUGGAUUUUUUUAAUAUAUAAAGUUAAUAAAUAAUAUAAAUUGCCUUCAAUUAUUGUACAUCUUGAUUUUGAGCUUAAAUAUUAUAUUUAAACAACUGUUUAAAUUGUUACCACACUUAAAAUGUGAUCCGUUUCUCAUCAUUUUUAAGAGAAUGCUAAACACUGAAAACCAAAUGUCAUGAUGUGUUAUUCACGACAAUAAAUUUGAAUCUGAAUCUGGGAUGCCCUACCUCCCAAAAGAGUGCGUAAUGAAAUGAUGAAUGUUGUCAUUUUGAGAUAAUUUUUUUGUCAUGUUCAUAAAAAGAUCACGUACACUGUUUACCCUUCCCUGCCCCAGUGUUUUUUAUUUUUCAACUUAACCAAAAUGCAAAAAGGUUUAAAAUCACUAAUGAAGAUGUUUCAUUCUUAUAAUGUUAACAGUGACUUGCUUUGUCUCUGUAGUUUCUAGAUACAAGCAUUUGAAAAUAUACUAUUUAUGAUGAGCUAAAAAACAAAAUUUAGAAUUCAGAUGGCUUACUUUUUAUAUUUAAGUAAGUUGUUAACUUUCAUUUAACCAUAAAUUGGAGGGUAGACAGUUAAUCACUGGGAGUUAACCACUUGUUUUUAAUAGCUUCUUAGAUGAGCUCAACAUUUUUAUUGAAAUUUUAAGGUUUUUCAUAUUACAGUGGUGUAUUUUUAGUUUAUGGUGGUGUUUUAAACCCAUUUUGUUUUUGUUAUAAAUAACAUGGUAUUUUCAAACCAACCAAAAUAAUGCUAAAGGUUUUAAAACAAAAUGAAUAACUACUCAAGUAGUAAUCAUGCCACUUUUAUAAUGAAAUAAUUGUUUAAAUGUUAAAUGUUGUUUUCUACCUUUUUAUAUAUUAUUGGAUUUAGGCCUUUAUUUUUUUGUGUGUUUUGACAGGCAUGUUCAGGUAUAGGGAUUUUUGGGAACGACUUAUUGUAACCAUGGAGAGAUUAAUCCUUCCAUGCUGUAACCCAAUUGUCUUUUCCACGUCCCUUUCUUACUUUUCUUUUUUUAAAUUAGCACUUAGUUGUAAAACAGGGUUAGCAAAAAACUUAAUAGUUGAAAACAAAGGGUAAAGAAAAAUUAUUAUUAAGUAGACUAGCAAGUUCACCAAAGGACCUAUUUCUGUUUUAUCAGCCGUGUUCCAGAGUAUUAAGAAUAUGAAUUUUCGGGUGAAAAAAUAUUUUUUUUUAAAUUUUAAAUCAAGUUUUCGUCCAUGUUUUUUUAAUCCUGCAAUAUGAUCAAGUAUAAAAUGUAAAUCAUUUAAGCUUAAUUCUUAUACAUGUAAACAUCCCUAGUAUUCCAUGGCAAUAUUUGAUUGUGUUUGGUAAUAAUACAUUAUCCCACUUUAUAAAAAUUUGUUUUGGAUACAUGUGUGCAACAUAUUUUGUUUAAUGAUUCUGUAUUUUGUAAAAAGAAUGUCAAUCAUAGUGUUCAUAUGUUCUGAAAUGGACAAUUAAUGUAAAUAAGUAAUUAACUUCUAUAGUUGACAACAUUGUGUUUGUUACCCUCUGUAAUUAAUUUGAAAUGAAGAUUGAAUAAUUGUUGCAUUAUUAUUAUUAUCAUCAUCCCAGACAUGUAGAAGACAAAAGCAACAGUAAUUCAGGUUGAUGAUUCAAAAGUUACCAUAUAUUAUGUAUUCGUUUUUAUGACCAUAGAAGUACAGUCAUUUUAUUUUUAUUUUAUUUCAAAAACAAUUUUUAUGUUUGGAAUAUUUUGUUUGUUGCACUCUAUGCAUCUUCAUUCCAUUAUUAUUACCUUUAUUUAAAACAUAUUUUAGUUACAUAUGUAUAUUUCAUGUUUAUUUCUAUGUUGAUUCUUAUACCCGAUUCACACGUGGCUGUAUGUAACACAGGAUGAUUUCAUUAAUAGGAAGCUUUCGAUCUGCACGACGAUCUGACACUAGAACAGAUUCACUCAUGUGUGGCGUUCCAGGCAACGAGAACAAUUUAAUGUUCUCUCGUGCGCAGUGAUGUCAUUGCGUUCUACGUCCUACUGCGCCGUGCAAUCAAAAGCUUCCUAAUGUCUCGGAAAGUCCUUGUAAUAUUUGGAAUGCGUUCUGUGUAACGUUUUGUCUCAUGAAUCUGGUUAGCUAAUAAAUAGGCUAAAAAUCAUUUCAACAUGUAAUCUUGAUUUCAGAACAAUUCAUAAAAACUAGUUUAUUUAAUCAACAAAUUCCAUACAAGCAUAUUUAAUUUUUCCUUUAUCAUAAACAUUGUUAUAUAAAGUGUGUUUUUAUGUACAGUAUCUUAAGUUCAAACUGAAAAAGUCAUGAAUAGAGAAUUGCAUGCGUUAGUGGUAAUUAGAGCAGUAGUUCAAAUAAAACUGUGCUAGUCGUAGGAAAUAGUUACCAAAUUUGUAGUUAUAGGUUAUGUUUUGUGUUAUUUAUUUUAUAAAUAAUUAUGAAUUAUUUUA
Anneissia japonica is the source of this 7787-nucleotide messenger RNA. Its product is annotated as protein ENL-like. The record is from RefSeq and is a predicted model, not a curated record. Gene Ontology annotation, biological process: regulation of DNA-templated transcription. The coding region runs from base 170 to 1726 and encodes 518 amino acids. Lineage: Eukaryota; Metazoa; Echinodermata; Crinoidea; Comatulida; Comatulidae. The transcript has 5 exons. Gene Ontology annotation, cellular component: super elongation complex.